This is a messenger RNA of Jaculus jaculus (lesser Egyptian jerboa), 2551 nucleotides long. It is a transcript of the gene Mknk1, whose product is annotated as MAPK interacting serine/threonine kinase 1. Gene Ontology annotation, cellular component: nucleus; cytoplasm. The record is from RefSeq and is a predicted model, not a curated record. Bases 441 to 1673 code for a protein of 410 amino acids. NCBI's taxonomy places the organism in Eukaryota, Metazoa, Chordata, Mammalia, Rodentia, Dipodidae. Gene Ontology annotation, biological process: peptidyl-serine phosphorylation; protein autophosphorylation; intracellular signal transduction. The transcript is spliced from 14 exons. Gene Ontology annotation, molecular function: calcium-dependent protein serine/threonine kinase activity; ATP binding; calcium/calmodulin-dependent protein kinase activity.
CGUUCUCGGCAGCCAGCCGCAGGCGGGGGUGCGCGCGUCCGCUCCCGGUGGUCGGCAAAGCACUGUUGCUGUUGCCUGUGAGGCUUGGACCGGGCCCUAGGAGACAGAGCCAGAGCUCAUUCGUCUUUCAUAUAAGCAAGCUACAGAGAAGAAUCAGCUUUUGCCUUCCGUAUGAGACCCAGAGCAGACAGAGGCGUCCAUUGCCGGUCAGUUACAGCUUUAGAUUUUGGAAUCCACAAGGAAGCAGAAUCUGAACAUCUCUAUUCAGACCUUGAUUUCUCUGCCAAAUAAGAUGGAGCAGAGGUAGGUGAAAAACUGAAGGACAUCAACUGGACAGAGGCCAGUGGACGACUCCUUGGGGCUGGAAGACACCAACCCUGGGAUUCCCUGGGAUUUUAAGUUCACAUCGUCACUGCUCAGAGUUGGGGAACCCUUUAGAGAUGGGCAGCAGUGAACCCCUCCCAAUAGUGGAUAGUGUCAAGAGGAAGAAGAAGCGGAAAGCCACGGACUCCUUGCCAGGAAAGUUUGAAGAUGUAUAUAAGCUGACCUCUGAACUGCUGGGAGAGGGAGCCUAUGCCAGAGUCCAGGGUGCCAGGAACCUGCAUACUGGCAAAGAGUAUGCCGUCAAAAUCAUCGAAAAACAAGCAGGGCACAGUCGGAGUCGAGUAUUCCGAGAGGUGGAGACGCUCUAUCAGUGUCAAGGAAACAAGAACAUUUUGGAGCUGAUUGAGUUCUUUGAAGAUGACACAAGGUUUUACUUGGUCUUUGAGAAAUUGCAAGGAGGCUCCAUCCUAGCCCACAUCCAGAGGCGGAAGCACUUCAAUGAGCUAGAAGCCAGCCGAGUGGUGCGGGAUGUUGCCACUGCCCUUGACUUCCUACAUACCAAAGGCAUUGCUCACCGAGAUCUGAAGCCAGAAAAUAUAUUAUGUGAAUCUCCAGAAAAGGUGUCUCCAGUGAAAAUCUGUGACUUUGACUUGGGCAGUGGAGUGAAAUUGAACAACUCAUGCACACCCAUAACCACACCAGAGCUGACCACUCCAUGUGGCUCUGCAGAGUACAUGGCUCCUGAGGUGGUGGAGGUCUUCAGGGAUGAGGCUACAUUCUAUGACAAGCGCUGUGACCUGUGGAGCCUGGGUGUAGUCCUCUACAUCAUGCUGAGUGGCUACCCCCCCUUUGUAGGUCACUGUGGGGCCGACUGUGGCUGGGACCGGGGAGAAGUGUGCAGGGUGUGCCAGAACAAGCUGUUUGAGAGCAUCCAGGAAGGUAAAUACGAGUUUCCUGACAAGGACUGGGCUCACAUCUCCAGUGAGGCCAAAGACCUUAUCUCCAAGCUCCUGGUUCGAGAUGCAAAGCAAAGACUCAGUGCUGCCCAAGUCCUGAAGCACCCAUGGGUACAAGGGCAAGCUCCAGAAAGGGGACUCCCCACACCGCAAGUCCUCCAGAGGAACAGCAGCACCAUGGACCUGACACUCUUUGCAGCCGAGGCCAUAGCCCUGAACCGCCAGCUGUCUCAGCAUGAGGAGAAUGAAGAAGAGCCAGAGGCCCUGGCUGAGGGCCUCUGCUUCAUGAAGUUGUCUCCUCCCUCCAAGUCUCGCCUAGCUCGCCGCCGGGCCCUGGCCCAGGCUGGACGGAGUGGAGACACAGAACCAUGCCCAAUAUCCACAGGACUCUGAAGUGCUACAGUCAGUCAUAUGUUGUUAGACCCAGGUCUGUCCAGACAUUGCCUCCUGCAGAUCUGUAAGGCCAAAGGCCCCGGAGCCAACAGAGGGGCCUGCUAUGGGCCUCUGGGCAGGCUUUUUCCAUCCACAAAGGCCCCAGGGUUCCACCCAUCCCCCAUUUCCCCUGGGUCCUUGGAGGAAAAAGCUUUUUCCAAAGGGGUUGUCUUUGAAAAAGAAAGCAAUCACUUGUCACUUUGCAUAAUCGCCUGCAGCAGGGACAUCUCUUCAGUGGACUCCACCUGCUCACUGUAUGCAGAUCCCAGAUCCAGCCUGCUCUGGCAGGGGCUGCAGGCCUCAGGGAGCCAGCUUCAAGGAGCUGACAGAGGCUGCACAGACACACGUGCCUCUUCCCUCUCUGCACUGUCACCUUCCUCUAGCAGUCCUUCCACCUUCCUCUGUCCUUUGGAUGUCCUCUCAGCCUGUCUUCUCCCUGGCUGAGCUAAACCAUCCCUUCAAUUCAGGAGGGGCAAGGAGCCUGCCCCCUUCAGAAGGCCGGAUCAGUCUUCCAGUUUGUACCACAGAGAAGCACAUAAUCUUUCUUCGCCGUGACCGAAAUGUGUUUCUCAUUUAUCAUCCUCUUCCUUGUUUGGGAUUGCUGCUAAAGUCAGUAUUUCAUUUCUUAAAAACAUGUUUGCUCUUUUAACCCUGCUCUUCCAGCAAACCUAUAUAGAACUGCAAACUCCCAGUGCCAGCCCAUGGACUUUCCAGCGCAAAAUAUCUGUGCUCUUGGGUGUUAAUCAGCUGUCCCCCACAAUCCUGACUUGUUUUAAGCUCUUACUAUGAUGAGCACCUUAGAGACUGUUAGCACCUGCUGCUGCUGCUGCUGCUGCUGC